AUGACAUGUAAUCCCGAUUGGGUGGAGAUAAAAGAAAAUUUGUUAGAAGGACAACUUCCUCAAGACAGACCUGACUUGGUGACUAGAGUCUUUAGAGCAAAGCUACAAGAUUUAAAAGAUCAGCUAUUCAAGAAAAAGAUAUUUGGUCCUAUUGCAGCACAUGUUUUUGUGGUUGAAUUUCAAAAAAGAGGACUACCACACAUACACCUUUUAUUGAUACUUGAACAAGGAUACAAGGUAACAUCGGCAGAUGACUAUGAUAAGUUUAUUGCCGCUGAACUUCCGAAUAAGGAAGAAUUUCUAAUCUUGUAUGAUUUGAUUAUCAAGCAUAUGAUACAUGGUCCUAGUGGAAAUAGUCAUCCAGUAAAUUCAUGUAUGAAAGAUGGACAAUGCAAGAAUUACUAUCCUCGUCCAUUUAGUAAUAAAUCACUACAAAGAAAGGAUGGAUAUCCUAUUUAUAAGAGACGAAAUGAUGGAAAAAGAGAAGAGGUUUGA
This is a messenger RNA of Capsicum annuum, 495 nucleotides long. RefSeq lists its product as uncharacterized. NCBI's taxonomy places the organism in Eukaryota, Viridiplantae, Streptophyta, Magnoliopsida, Solanales, Solanaceae. Bases 1 to 495 code for a protein of 164 amino acids. The transcript has a single exon. The record is from RefSeq and is a predicted model, not a curated record.